This is a messenger RNA of Frieseomelitta varia, 1380 nucleotides long. Its product is annotated as zinc finger C4H2 domain-containing protein. Gene Ontology annotation, cellular component: nucleus. NCBI's taxonomy places the organism in Eukaryota, Metazoa, Arthropoda, Insecta, Hymenoptera, Apidae. Bases 301 to 1053 code for a protein of 250 amino acids. Gene Ontology annotation, biological process: positive regulation of neuron differentiation. The transcript is spliced from 5 exons. The record is from RefSeq and is a predicted model, not a curated record.
UCUAUCAAAAGAUACUUGUCACUGUGAUUUAUGGUAUGAAUUAUGUUCAUUGUGUUGAAUGUCAACGGAGUUAGUUAAUUUUUGAUAACAUAUAAUUAACCAACCCGGUGAUCUCGUUCGUUUCUCAAUAAAAGUGCUGUGCAUAUAAUAGCCCGAUAAUUCUACUCUAAAUAUCUCGUCCACGAUGCCUUGACGAAAGGAAUUUAGCUUCUGAAUCCACUGCAUUUAUUUAAUAAACAAGCUAGUAAUCCUUCAUUUGACAGGACUUGCCUAAACAAAAGUAUCAGAAAGCGUUUAACAAUGUCAGCCACCGAGACUACGGUCAUUUUUGCAAAACUGGAAGCACUGAAAGAUAUCAAAUCAAAAACACUUCAACUAGAGAAGAUGAAGCAAAGAAUCCUGCAAGAGGUAGAACAAACUGAACAAGAAGAGAAAUGUUUACUCGAGUACAAACAGGAAAUGGAUCUUCUUAUGCAAGAAAAAAUGGCACAUGUCGAAGAAUUACGACAAAUACAUGCAGAUAUAAAUGCGAUGGAGACUGUCAUUAAACAAGCAGAAGAAGCUAGAAACAAAGCAAGAGAGACUGCAAAAUUAAUCCAUAAUAAUGAUUAUCAACCUCUAAAACACGAUAUUGAUCGCAUGCGUAGGGAAUUUUUAGGAUUGGAAAGAUUACCAGAAUUAUACGAAACAGAAUCUGAUCUCAUUUCACCAGACUACUUUGAUCGUCCAAUGCAGAAAGCAGAAUGGAGAGUCGAAGUAAGGGGAGAAGAUUUGUUACCCCCACUUACUCUACACCAUCCUGGUCAUCCAGGUGGUUCCACACCUUUCCUAGCUCCUCAACCUCUUCAAGGUCCAAGUAAGCCAGAACCAAGACCAUUGCCACCAGCCCCAGGCCCACCUGCUCCAACAUUCAGGUACCACUGGCAACAACCACCACCUAUGAAAUCAUGUUUAUCAUGUCAUCAACAAAUUCAUAGAAAUGCACCAAUUUGUCCCCUUUGUAAAGCUAAAUCUCGAUCGCGUAAUCCCAAGAAGCCAAAGAAAAAAGACUAAUUGUAUUCAUAAGUAUUAUUUAUAUGAAACAUCAAGCAUUUCUGCCACAUAAUUUUAAGGGUACGUUUUUUUUUUUCGUUUUUUUUUUUUAAUAACAAAGUAGCUCGAAUACUGUAAAAACAUGCAUUCAUGCAAAAUCUAUAAAAGUGUUUGCAAAAUGUAUGUAUUUAUAGUAAUGUUUUUAACUUUUCUUACAAUUUUAUCCUUGAUUUUUAUAAUACUUGUAUCGACAGUUAUAAGACAAUUGAAAUGUCACAAUGGUUGAUAAUUAAAUAAUUUUUACUUUCAAUAAGAUGUACAAAUAAAUCUAAAUAAUUCUUAUGAUUU